Messenger RNA from Arabidopsis lyrata subsp. lyrata, 2044 nucleotides. RefSeq names its product zinc finger protein 10. The record is from RefSeq and is a predicted model, not a curated record. The transcript has a single exon. Bases 340 to 1260 code for a protein of 306 amino acids. NCBI's taxonomy places the organism in Eukaryota, Viridiplantae, Streptophyta, Magnoliopsida, Brassicales, Brassicaceae.
GCCACUUGGAACAAGCAAACAUAAAAGAUUUUAGAUUAGUCAGCUAACUUUAACUAAAAUCCAAAGUUCGUAUCAUCUUUUUUCUUCAUAAAAUCCCUACGGUCCAAUUAAUUAAUUUAAAAGAACCCCUUUGAUCGCUAAAAAACCUCCACUCGUUUUGAUUUUAAUUUCUUUUUAUAACAUCUUGACCUCCCUUAUUUUCAUUACACCAUUCUUGAUCUUUUCCGUAAUCCAUCACCUAAUAUUAAUCAUCUAGGGUUCCUCUAACCACCCAAGAAAAAAAGGAAGAAAAAAGUUUAUUCUAGGGUUUGUCGUCAGCUUCUAAAUUGUUCAUCUACAAUGGAGAAACCUGGUGGCUUCUGGAUCCCCAAGACAAGCAACAAAGAGUCAUCGUGGGAAGAGCUGGCCUUUGCGGAAGACGAUGCAGCCGGAUCUUUGUGGCCGCCUAGAUCUUACACGUGUAGCUUCUGCCGGAGAGAGUUUAAAUCGGCUCAAGCCCUCGGUGGCCACAUGAACGUUCACCGAAGAGACAGAGCACGGCUUAAGCAAGCCGACGACCAAUACUUAUUCCCCAAAUAUCCUUCGUCUCCGGAGUAUCCAUCUCAUAAAGAUAACGAUAAUAUUCAUGAGACCUCUAGCUAUACUUUGGUUUUUAACUCCAAACCUAAUUAUUUUAAGACUCAACACUCUUGUGUUAUUGAUCUUUCUUCUUCUUCUUCUUUACCAUAUUUGACUCCUUCUAGGGUUUCUUCUGGUUCACCUGGAAAGCAAAAAACUUCUUCUUCUUCCCCUCCUUAUUUCGUUGUAGAACCUUCCAAGAACUCUAAAAAGAUUCCCUCUUCUUCCCCAUGGUCGUUCCCGAGUACUUUUGUGGAGCAAAAGCGUUGUGAUCUAUAUGAAAUUCCGGCUACGGAAGGAGAAAAGAAGAGAAAGACUGAGAGUGAUGUGCCGAAAAUCGGGCAUAAAGCAAAAAUUAGUCUUGGAAACACCACUGAUCUCUCGGUGAGUAUGAAUCUGGUCAUCCACCAAAGUUUUCCGAUUACUGCUCACGGUAGCGAUGAAGAGAUCGGUAGGGGUGAUAUCCGUAAGAGAAGACGACGAAGACAUGAGAGUCCGUCGCAGCAGUCAGUUCUCAUUUCAAGUUUAUCUUGUAAGAGUGACAUAAUUACAAGAAACGAGGAGAGCAAACACAAGGGUGAUCGCCUUGAGGAUUUAGAUCUUGAGCUUAGGCUAGGGAUCGAUCCACCAAAGGGAAAUUGAUUGAUGGACCGAUGAAUCUCUCUACCAAAACAAAGGUAAGGGGAAAUAUAUAUAUAAAUAGAAAUAUUUCAUACGGUGAGCCAAAAAGAAAAAAACACAUUUCAUAUGGGUGUAUGUAUGUGUAUGUGUAUGUGUGUUACUUGGAUUUAUCUUUCCUUGGUUUUGUGUCUCUAAAAUGUACUGAUGUAUACAGAUUUUUGGGUUUUAUUCCUGUUGUUUUUUUGGGAUAAAUUGUAAGAAAAAAAAACACUUGAAAAUUUGAAAAAUCUAAAGGAAGUAUCGAGUAGUAUGUGUAUGUAAAAACUUGAGGCUUGAGAAGUUUUCGAUAUGAUUAACCUUGGAUAUGCAAAUGAGCAUAUGAACUCUGUAAUAUAUUAUAUAGUAGUAUUUGAAAUGAUGAUAAUUAAUAUGUACACAAAAAUACUGUGUAUGCAUGUAUUUUGAAGUAUUACAGUAUUAGGAUAUAUAAACAAGAGCAAAGUAAUAUCACUAAAUCCCAGCUUCACUAGCUACUAGCUAGGCGAUCGUUUAAAUGCGCUUUAAAAUCUCAGCUUUGAAUCUUACUACUGGAAUAAUGAUGACUAACUAAGAUGUUAUGGUGUCCAUAUAAAAAAUUACGGGUCUUAAGUCGGAAACCUCUUGGUUAAAAAAAAGAAAGAAAAGUAUUGACUACGUCUAUACUUCCUUGCGUGAUUUGAAGCAUGUUGUGUAAGGCCACAAUCCAAAAUAAAAUCACAUGAAGAAGGAAUAUUUUCUCACAAUUUCCGAGAAUGAGAGAGAGAGA